Molecule: messenger RNA, 851 nt
Organism: Spodoptera exigua (beet armyworm)
Lineage: Eukaryota; Metazoa; Arthropoda; Insecta; Lepidoptera; Noctuidae
Source: the annotation of a GenBank genome assembly
GAACGAGCUGUACGUUCUCUUACCCAAUGAUAUCCUGGAGAGGGCUGAUAGCCAUGGUGGUGGCUAUAGUGGUGCGCCCCCGGCGUCGUGGAACCUUGAGAUCUUGAGUGGCCGUAUAUGAACGCCUGCUUAGUGCCAUGUGUUGAACCGACGUGCAGAGGAUACGAACACGGAAGCUCCUCCCGUUGACGCAGAGCCUCAAAAAUAGGCCUCAGCUGCUCCAUAAACUCUUCAGCUAAACGCACCAAUACAAAACCGGGAGGCUUAUUAAGGAAGGAACCGUACAAAACGAAACAGUUCGUUUUUGUCUUCAUAGUGCCAAUCGUUUGUUUUCCGGGACGCGUUUGUUUACGACGAAUUUUCACGUUGUUGUUACUAUUAGUCCACACGUUUAGUCGAACGCGAGUGAAUUUUGUUGAUGCGGGUAUGAUUGGGGACGAGCGGGAUGGGUGAACGAAAAUACAUUACCAAAACAUCCAUAGGCGUAGACGUGCCACCUCUCCAAUGCAGUGGGUCCAAUGAAAUACACUAACAAACAACACCAAAACACUACACGAGCCUGUGCAUCAAUGCAUAGCUUGAACACUAAUGCAAUACGACCAAUCUCUACGAGCUCAACACAUGCUGCACUCACGACACUGCACCUUGCAUAUGGAUGUACACAAAUCCAUGUGCAAAGUUCAAUAAGAAAACAAAGCGAAAAAAAGGUAUUCCCAAACCGAUUGCUCCCUCCAAUAACUACUGUGCGAGUUUUUUACUUGUGCGAAAUUAUAACUAAGUUCUAUCCUGUAGGAGAGAAGAUUGAUUUAAGUAUAGCGGUUUGAGUACUUACCUUCAUGAUAGGUCCAGUG